Messenger RNA from Etheostoma cragini (Arkansas darter), 3690 nucleotides. RefSeq names its product neural cell adhesion molecule 1a (gene ncam1a). Bases 215 to 2485 code for a protein of 756 amino acids. The record is from RefSeq and is a predicted model, not a curated record. Lineage: Eukaryota; Metazoa; Chordata; Actinopteri; Perciformes; Percidae. Gene Ontology annotation, cellular component: neuron projection; membrane; cell-cell junction. Gene Ontology annotation, biological process: cell-cell adhesion. The transcript has 20 exons. Gene Ontology annotation, molecular function: cell adhesion molecule binding.
GCCAUCAAUUGCGUGCGUGUGUGAGUGCGUGCUGCGGCUGCUGCUUGUCACUCAUUGUGCCGUGAACACGGGUAGCGACAAGGACCAACAUUCCGUCCGGUAGCUGUGGUUGUCUCCUGGAAAAGGCUGAUACUGUUUCCCACCUCCUCGGUAGAGACCCCUGGCUUGUUUGAAAGUGCGUCUGCUCUUCAAGGAGAAUAUCUGACACAUUGCAAUGCUUCAAAUAAGGGACCUCAUCUGGGGAUUGCUAUUCGUUGGCUGUGCAGCCGCCAUCCAAGUGGAAAUCACUCCAAGACAAGGAGAGAUCAGCGUAGGAGAGUCCAAGUUUUUCCUCUGCCAAGUGGUGGGAGAUGCUAAAGACAUAGACUGGUAUGACCCCAGUGGGGAGAAGAUCCUCCCCAAUAGGCAAGACAUCUUUGUGAACCGUGGCGAUGAAACCAUGUCAACUCUUACCAUAUACCACGCCAACGUGGACAGCGCGGGUAUCUACAAGUGUGUGGCAAAGAACGGGGACAAGGAGGCCCAAGCCACAGUCCAAGUGAAGAUCUUCCAGAAGAUCUCUUUUGCGAGUGCUCCCAGCCCUCAGGAGUUCAAUGAAGGAGAUGAUGCUGACAUAGUCUGCAAUGUGGUCAGUUCACCACCACCCACCAUCAUUUGGAAGCAUAAGGGCUCCAAGAUCCAGGUUGACAAAGACGUGCGAUAUAAGAUCAUGGAUAAUGGCCACCUGCAGAUCCGCGGCAUCAAGAAGAUAGAUGAGGGCAUGUACAUCUGUGAGGCUCGUGUCAUGGCCAGGGGAGAAAUUGACUUCAAGAUGAUCAAGGUUGUUGUUAAUGUGCUUCCCACCAUCCGUGCCAGGCUGUCGGAGGUCAACGCCACAGCGGACAUUGGCCGCUCUGCUUUGUUGGCCUGUGAUGCAGACGGUUUCCCUGAACCCACCGUCACCUGGGCACAUAACAACAUUGUCCUUGAAACGGGUGAUAAGUACAGCCUGAACGAGGAUGGUUCAGAAUUGGUAAUAAAAGAUGUCAAGAAAGUGGAUGAAGGAGAUUACACUUGCAUCGCCAAGAACAAGGCAGGAGAGAAAGCCGAGGAAGUCAGCCUGAACGUGUUCGUGCAACCCAAGAUUACCUACCUGAAUAACCAGACUGCGUCAGAGUUUGAUGAACAAGUCACCCUGACCUGUGAGGCCUUGGGCGACCCCACACCCACCAUCUCCUGGAGUUUUGAAAACAGGGUAUUCACUGAAGGAGAGCAGGCUUCAUGGACGCGACCAGACAAAUAUGAGAGCCUUGAUAGAAAUAUUGUGGUCCGCAGCCAUGCGCGGGUGUCCUCGCUCACCCUGAAAAACGUUGUGUUCACGUACGCCGGCUACUACCUCUGCAUCGCCAGCAACUCCAUCGGCCAGGACAACCAGCACAUGUACCUGGAGGUCCGCUAUGCUCCAAAGAUCCAGGGUCAAGUGACUGUGUACACGUGGGAGGGAAACGCGGCCAACAUCAGCUGUGAGGUGGAGGCUCACCCCGGAGCCUCAGUGGUUUGGUUUAGGGACGGCCUCCAGCUGCCCUCUGCCAACACCACCAACAUGAAGAUCCACAACACACAAACUGUCAGCUACCUGGAGAUUAAACCUGAUUCUCAGAAUGACUUUGGGAGCUACAACUGCACAGCAACCAAUGCGAUGGGCACUGACUCUAAGGAGUUUCUUCUGAUCCAAGCAGAGGUGCCAUCCUCGCCAGACAUUCAACAAGUGGAACCAUUCUCCAGCACAGCAGUGGUAGCAUUUGAGGAGCCCGACUCCAUGGGUGGAGUGCCCAUUCUUAAGUACAAAGUGGAAUGGCGUUUGCCAGGCCAGGAUUGGACUGGCAGUGAGCACAUUGCUAAUGACGAAAUGACCACGAUCACCAUCGUUGGCCUGAAGCCAGAGACCACCUACGAGGUUAAGAUGUCCGCCAUCAACGGCAAGGGUGAAGGCGAGAGCAGCCCGGCCAGAACCUUCAAGACCGAGCCAGUCCAGUAUUCUUUCACAAUUUCAGCAGAGAUACCAACCACUAUUGCUGCCACCACUAUGGCCCUUAAAGGGGAACCCAGUGCCCCCGUACUAGAAGUCAAGGUCCAAGACAGGGGCAAUACUCUUAAGGUCAACUGGAUCAAACAGGACGACGGCGGUUCCCCCAUUAAACACUACCUGGUCAGAUACAAGGCUGUGAGUAUUCGGAGCAAGGCGAAGCAUGUAUCUGACUGGAAACCAGAGAUCCGCCUGCCCCAUAACAGUGAGUAUGUGACGCUGAACGGCCUGGACUGGAAUACAGAAUAUGAAGUUUACGUGGUCGCAGAGAAUCAGCAGGGCAAGUCGGAGCCUGCCGUCAUCUCCUUCAGGACAGCUACAGACCCAACUACCAUCCCAGCUACCCUCGGUUGCCAAUGUGUGACCUGCAGUCUGGCAGCUGUUCUGCUGUCCCUGCUGACUGCGCUCUGGCUCUCAUAAACUGAUUUUGUUCAAGGAGAGAGAGGAAAGUCUGAGCCUUUUGAAAUCUUUGGGCCCAAACUCCUUUUGCGUUCUAUGCCUUUCAACCUUUGUGCAGCCACACACAAGUAUUGAAAAAAAAAUGAGAUGGAAGAGUCAAGACAUUGGUUUCAUGACGUUAUUACAGGGUGCUCAGUACUUGCAUCAUCAUCAAAUUUUGGGGAAAUUUAGAUUCUGUUAAUAUUUGUGUUUUCAUCUGUUUAAUGUUGUAUAUGAAUAGAUUGAGAAAGGGAAAUUUUAGAGGGUUUUGUCAAUGAUACAACUUGGACUCGGGUGCUUUAUUGAGAUACAGUGAAGACAAAGUGUUGCUGCUUCGUCUUAGAUAUGAUUAGUAACACAUUCAUAAUGCCUUAAUGUAAUCUUAAGAAGGGGUGAUAUAAUACAAUAAUUACCUUACACUGUUUUGAUUAUGUGUCUACAAUGUGCUAACCAGACAUGGCAAUUGUAAAGAGACUUUUAUUUUGGAACUUAUUGCCUAUUAAACAGACACAUCUUUCCACUGUUAUGUCACAAAAGACAUAAAAAGCAUGAACACUGCAUGAACGCUGACACAAGGCAUGAUCCAGUAUUCAUUGAUGUGCUAUUCAGCUGCUUUGAAGCUUCCCAGUCAAGCAUUAUGAAUGUGUUAACCAGGUGAAGAGUACACAUGCUGUGCCUAAUUUCAGUUUUUUUGGAUACAAGCUUGAAAUGUCCUGCUGUACAAAAUGAUGAGGGAAAGAUAACAAUUGCAGAGAAGAUUGGAUAUUGGUUAUGGUCAGAGUAUUCAUCUUUUUAAAGACACUUCAUUCAUUUCCGACAUUAUAAUAUGAUCACUUUCAGAUACAUUAUAAUGUGACCGCCUUGUCAGGAGAGGACAGAAGAAGGUUGUUGCAGAAAACUAAUCAUGUUUUGUGAAAAAAGUGUACAUACUCUUUUCAAACUGACCUUCAAGAAACACAAGAGAUCAGCUGUUAGUUUUGAUUUUCUGACUGUUCAUGUUCUCUUUUUACCUGACAGCAGAAGAAGUUUAAAAAAAAACAUGCGUGCAAAAGCUGUUAAACACUAGAAAUUUCAUUUUCAAUAAUGUGAAAUUAUUCUAUUCUCUUGAGACAUUUUUGUAAGUGCAUAUCAGUGUAUUUCCAUGUAACCAUUGUAGGGUUGAAAUAAAUUGUUUCUUUUUUCUUUCA